Molecule: messenger RNA, 6715 nt
Organism: Mercenaria mercenaria
Lineage: Eukaryota; Metazoa; Mollusca; Bivalvia; Venerida; Veneridae
Product: leucine-rich repeat and IQ domain-containing protein 1-like
Exons: 33
Coding region: 186-5192 (1668 amino acids)
Molecular function (GO): protein binding
Source: RefSeq, a predicted model, not a curated record
CGACAUUGGAUUACCAAAAAUGGGCUGUCCAAAUUUUUGGUUUCCACUGUAAACAACUUAUAUGAGUGAAAAAUAAGACGUGUUCUAGCCGUGAUAUUGGCCAAAACUGAAACAGAUUAAAUGUUUCCACAUUGAUUUUUUGGGAAAUGUUCAGUAUGUACUGAUAUAUUUGACGAACAGUUGAGAUGAGUAUGCCGCCUUCGGGUGUUGAAGGUUUGAUGGAUGAACAGGCAGUGAUUGAGGCAGAGAUUCAGUUGGAGUUAGAAAACAUAAAUCUGGAUGAAGAAGUACAGUUGGAUGAUGAUUUAAAUGGAGACAAUGAACUGCAGGCAGAUCUGGAUGAAGAAGUGGUGGUAGAAAAUGAGCUGGAUAAUUACAUUAAGAGACUACAAGACCAGAGUAAUAGAUUUGAACAGGAACUAUUAGAAUGUGAUGAACUACUAACACACUCUUCAGACAAGAAUGAGUCACUGAGCUCAGCAAUGAUACCAUAUGAAGACCAUACUUUGUUGAUGCAGCUUGCCAAAGAACAAGGAUGUGAUGUUGAACAAUACAAGAGAAAGAUUUUAGAAGAUAUAGAAAAUGAUGAAGUGAUAAUAGAUGAUGAACUGGCUGAUUUGAUUGGAGAUACUGCGGAAGAGUCUAACAGAAAUGGGGAACAAUGUUCCAUCACUGAUGCAGAAUUACCUAUGAAAAUUAUGAAGGCUGUUGAAGAAGGUGUAGAUGGCGAGGAAGCUCCAGUAUCACAGGAGCUUGUAUUGGUCAAUGGUGAGGAGCAUCCAAACACACACAAAGACAUACAGAAAAUGUUGAGAGAACAGUUAGACACACUCGAACAUAGGUACACAGAGAGAAUGGAUAGAAUUAAAAAGGAUGAGGCAUAUAAAAGAGAUGAAGAAGAAGUGAGAGAAAGAAGAAUAAAUGAAGAAAGACAAUGGAAAUUACAAGAGAUACAGGGACAAGAACAGCAGCUCAUUGUUGAACAGGAGAUGGCUGAUAGGGAAAUUAAAAAAGAACAAGAGCUGGCAGAGAAAGAAAUGCAAGAAGAAAUGAGGAAGUUUCAGGAGGAGAUGGCCCAGUUACAGUCAGAGAUGGAGAAACAGAAGAAGGAACAUAAUAUGGCAGUUGAGAUGGAGAGAAAGAGACAAGAAGAAAAACAAGUAAAGGCAGUUCUGGCCAUACAGAGAACAUACAGGGGAUAUAGGGUACGAAAAGAAGCUCGGCCAAUGUUGACAGAAAAGAGAGAAAUAAGAAAGAAAGAGAAAGAAGAACAAAGAAUAAAGGAAGUAGAAAUUGAGAUAGAGAGAAGAAAAGAGGAACAAGAUGAAAAGGAAGAGCUGGAAAGGCAAAGACAAGAAGAGGAAAAAAGACAGAAAGAAGAACUGAAGAGACAAAAGGAGGAAGAAAAGAAAAGAUUGGAAGAAGAAAAAAGAAGAAAGAAAGAAGAAGAGGAAAGAAUAAAGCAAGAAGAAAAGAAAAGGAAAGAAGAGGAAAAACAAAGAAAGAAGGAAGAGGAGAAAAGAAGGAAAGAAGAAGAAAAAAGGAGAAAAGAAGAGGAAGAAAAUAGAAAGAAGGAAGAGAAGAGACUGAAGGAGGAAGAAGAGAAGAAAAGAAAAGAAGAAGAAAAAAGACAGAAAGAAGAAGAGAAAAGAAGAAAGGAAGAGGAGAAAAAAUUGAAGGAGGAAGAAAAGAAGAAAGAAAAAGAAAGACUGUUGGAAGAGGAGAGAAAGAAAAAGGAAGAAGAAUUAAGAUCGAAAGAAGUUAUGAAAAACAAAGUAAAUACUGAAAAUAAUGAACAGCAAAUGGAAGAAAAUGGUAGAAAUUUUGAGGACUUGAAUAAUACAGUAGUUGUUAAUAAUGAGCGGACGUCUGUAGAUAAUAAAGGUGAAAAGAUUCCCGGUGAUGUUCCAGAAAAUGUUACUGAAAACAAUGCUAACAAAGAUAUAGAAAAUAUAGUGCAGGAAGUAGAUUCUAAGCCAGAAGCAGUAAAAAUUGAUAAAAUUGUGACUGAAAAUACAGAUGUCAAAAUUGAAACUGUGAAAAGUGGUGAAGGAAGUAAUGAAUCUAUGGAUGAUAAAACAGAUAGUCAUGUAGUCUCUAAGAGACCUAAAACACCCAGAAGUGCUCGAACCCCAAGAACAUCCAGACCUCCAACACCCAGAAAAGGCAAGAAGGAAUUGAAGGACAAAGAGGAGAAGGUUGAGAAAAAAGAAGUUAAAGCUGAUAUUUUACCAGACCAUCUUGAAGCUUUACGUCUCAAGUUCAUGAAAGAAUGUCUGCCUUGGAGUAAAGUUAGUAACGAGCCAUGGAAAUUGAAGGCUGGUGUUUCAAGAAAACCUUUAAGAAGGCCAUCAUCAGCGAAGAAAAUGCCCCUCCUUUCUGAAGAUGUCAUUGUGCAGGCAGCAAGAGUUGCCUCCCUUAAAAUGGUAACAACAGUGGAGUUGAAGGACCUGCCUGGAAAUAACAUGUCAACACUGGGACAGUGUGGAGGGCUGAGGUAUCUUACACUGAACAACUGUAAUUUGGUAGCUAUUGAAGGCCUCAGUCAGUGUAAACAGUUACAAUAUAUCAAUGUUCAGAACAACAAGAUAGAGUAUGUUGACUUGAAGGAUGUAGGGCAGUUACAAUAUCUGAAUCUGUCACACAACAAACUGUCAUCAAUACAUGGAUUAGAUAACUGUACAAAUGUACGCUGGCUAGAUCUGAGUUAUAACAACAUUACUAGACUGGGUGGGAUGGAUACUAUGCGUAGACUUCACACCUUGAAGUUGUCACACAAUCAGCUGAUCAGCACCCAGGGGCUGGGUGCCACGCCCACUUUACAGAUGAUUGACAUAUCACAUAAUCACCUGCAGGCUAUAGAAGAUCUGGAUAAAUUGUGUCUGCUGUUCUCUUUGAAUGCUUCUUCUAAUAAUUUACUACAGAUUCCAUCUUUACACAACCAGGUGCUACUACUAGAUCUAUUGUUGUCAGAUAACAGUAUAUCCUCCCUCAGUGUUCUAGCUGCAGUAUGGCUGCCACUACUCACUACUGUACAACUAGAGCAAAACAGUAUUUCAGAACUGCCAUCUUUACAGAAUUGUUUGCUUUUAAAGGAACUGAAUCUCAGUGAAAACCAAAUCACAGAUCCAGCGACAGUUCAACAUUGUGUUGAAGCAUGUUUUUAUAUGGAACAGCUCCACUUACAGGACAAUCCUGUUGUCACUGAUUUAAAUGACAGCUUUUUUUCUAAGCUGAAGUGUUCUUGUCCAAGAAUCAGUUCCAGUCUAGAUUUAGAUGGAGACAGUACUGUCAGACUGACCCCGGUAAAACCAAGAAACAGUUUUGAAACUAUGUGUCUUACACAGCUGCGAAUAAUGAAAGAUGUCAUCAGCCAGUUUGAACACAAUUUGAAGUCAAAAGACAAUAUCCUGACUGAUCAGACCCAGUUCUGUGAUAUACACUAUAAAUUCUGUGAUCGAACUUUCAACAUUGCUGUUGAGUACAGAUAUGCACACGAGUAUGGAGAUAUUUCCGUUACCAUGCCAACAGCUCCGACUGCACCAAAAUCUGGUCGACCUGUAUCUUCAAGACAGAGAGAAAAGUUUAUGAAUCCUAAAGAAAUGUUUGAAAACGCUCUAAAAUCUUCAUGCACUGAUCCAAAAUCUGUGAAUACUGAAUCUGACAAUAAAGCCACAAAUGGAAAUCCAAAAGAUUUGUUUGAAAAUGCAUUAAAAUCACAGAAUGCUGUUAAAGAAACUGUUGAUUCACAGAAAGGUACAAAUGAUAAAGUUGAUAAGAAGGAAGUUUAUGUUGCACAACAAAGUUUUACUGCUAAUCCAAGAGAUCUAUUUGAACAAGCUCUUAAGUCAGCUGAUCAGCCUGCCUAUGGCACAAGCACACAUAGUGGCCAACAUAAGUUAACUAAUGGGCAUUCCAUAGCAGACAGGGGAUUGGAUGUAGGUAACAAGACUUUUGAGCAGAAAAAGAUGUAUGAUGCUGCCACUAAAAUACAGGCAUUGUGGAGAGGUUAUAUGUGUAGGAAACAGUUGAUUGAACAGUUUCAGAAUGAAACCGUGAUGAACAUUGAUCCUGCAUUGUUAGAAAAGCUGAACAGAUCAGCUGUUAAAAUUCAGGCAUCAUGGAGAGGUUAUAUACUGCGGAAGAAACUUCUCGCAGCUCUGGAAUAUGCACAGUGUGACUUUGGUGAGGAAGACGAUGAUGAAGAUGCCAUGGACUUUGGAGAUGAAUUUGAUCUGGAUAAAUUUGUUUCUAUUGAUGAGGACUUAUUAGACACAGAUUGGAAGCCGCCAGCUACACCAGAUAUUCCAACUAGUUAUGCAGUGCUGAAAAAGCCCCCAUCUGGGAAGCCCAUAGUUCCACCAAUCAACACAGCUGAUCUGAGACCUCCUAGUAACCCAAGAAGAGCCUGGCGCAAUGCCGAGUCUCCACUGUCUGACCUUGGGAAGAUUCCACGUCCACCAUCAAGCGUAGCCUCCACAGAGCUCACCAUUAGGUCAGGAGUCUCCAGAAAGGAGGAGAAAAUGGCGGAGGAAUGGGGCUUUAAGGAUACUGGUACAGCACAUCUGAUGAUCCAGAGAGCUAAAAAGAUGAAAUACAACGCUGAAAGAAGAAAGAAAAUCAGUAAACUUGAUCCUAAGCAAAGGUUGGCAUUGUUCAGGAAGCUGGAGGAAGUCACCCACCCACCUACACACACAGUCCCACAGAGAAAAACACUUCCAAGAAAAGAGUAUUUUCAAGCUCGUCAAGAUGAGAUUGUUAGACAAGAGCAAGAGAAGCGACAGGAAUAUCAUAACAAGGCAUCGAGGACCUUUGAAUGGCUGCAUUCACAAGUGGGAGACCAUGUCAUCUCAGAUUCUGUCAUAAAUCAAGGGCUUUCUGAAGGUCCUAAGUAUGUACAUUUGACAGAUAAUAACCUUCCUGAGUUACUUAAUGGUGGAAAAAGGGUCCAGCUUGUUAGUAGUCCCAUGUCAGUAGAGCUCCAGUCUGUUGAGAGUGCUAGUAUGACAGGCCAGAAACCUCGUAGAUUCUCAGCUGGUUCAGGUUCAGGUACAAGCAAGUUGCCGCCAAUCCAGCCCUCUGCAGCCCCUGCCUCUGCCCCUCAUCUGAAAGAGAGAAUGUCAUUCAGGAACCCCAAAGUCAAUCAGUCUGUUGGAUGGGGUGGAGGGAAGAAAAGGGGAGCUCCUUUCUAGUCAGAUUUGUCCUUUCAAACCUAUAGAUGAAAUGUUACAGUCAGAAGCUGAUGCGUGUGUUCAUGGUAUUUAACCACACAACUAAUUUUGUAUUUCAGUAUAAAACAUUGCUUUCGAACAUCAAUGUUGCUUUUUCAGUUUCAGGUACAAAUAAAUUGUGUCACUUGUAGUGUAAGUGUUAAUUUGUAAACAUAAUUAUUAUCAUUGAGAUAAAAAUCUUUGUAUCAGUGGUUUAGGUAUAAAUAACUAUACCAAUAAUGUAUCAUAAAUUAUUACAUCAAUGUAUUUUCAGUGUAUUUUCAGUCUCCAUGUAUUAACAAUGUUACUGGAGACAUAAUAUUUUUCUGUAUCAUAUUGGGUGCAUGGCAUCAUUUUAUGAUGUUAUUAUAUGGAUAUUUCUAGUGCUUCCUAGUACUGGUAUUCCUCAUGCCCCCUCUUUUGACCUCUACCCCCUCUUUCUCUGCUUCUGACAUCCUCAUUAAAACCCAACUCACAUCUAUUUAAAUCACAUAUUGUUUACAUACCCUCCCCCCACAUUUGAACACUCCCCACCCCACCUCCAAUAUCUUUUUUAAAUUUUUCUUAUACUUUAUGAUAUAUAAUUAUAUAAUUUAUUUUCUUAUAUGUUGUUUUAGUAUCCAUCAUCCCCCCCCCCCCCCCCCCCCCCCCAACCACUCCUACCCCAUCCCGUUUACAGAAAAGAUACAUACAUUUUUUACUUCUGGCUAAUAUGGAUUCUAAGUAUCCUCCCAAUACACACAAUUCACUGCUACACCAUUUUUCCCUUCCAGUUAUUUUUACAUUUCUUCCAUUCUUGGAUUCCUUCAUAUAUACUGUUGCCAUGUGCGCUUCAACUUUAACCAAAAUAUCCUCUCCCUAGUCCACCAACACAAAAAUAUCUGUUUAUCUCUCACACUUGCUUAUGUCAUGUAGUAAACAUAUCUUGCAUGCUGUCCUUCCAACAAUUCUUGUUAAUAAGAUUUCCAAUUAUUUAUAAUCAUAUUCUGCCACUUUCGAGUGUAUUUUUAUUUCCUUGGUGCUGAAUAAGCUGUCUCAGUUUUAUAUGUGUGAAGGCAUUGAACUAUUAGAUCUUAUUGCACUGAUAAGUUGUUUUCAUGGAUAGUAGAAUCAAAUGUAGUGUAUCUGUAAUCACACUCGGCAGUUUCUAUGUAAUUAUGUAUUUUCCUUAGGCAAUUCGGCGAAUUGACUAGUUUAAUGCACAAAAACUGGAGAAUACCGAAAUCACAUACUGUACGUGAAUACGCAUUUUACGGGUCCAGUACCUUAUUGUCAAGUUGUUAUGAUUAUGAAGUUGAGGUUUAAAUUUGGUCACUGAAAUGUUAUUUGACUUUGUCAUAAAGACACAUUAUAAGACUUUGUGUUUUGCUUACUACCGAUAUUUUCCAUUAUGUAUUUGCUGCCAUACAAUGGUCAUUAUGUGUGGUUUAUGUUUGUUUUGGUAAUUAUUUAUUAGUAUGCUUCUAUGUGUGUAUUCUUUGAGCAUUAAAAUGAUUGCUAAAUUU